AUGUGGCAGCGCAUUCUCGCGCUCAUUUUGAGCGCCGUGCUGACCGCUCUCCGUUCGAUCUGGCCCUCGCGCUUCGUGGAUCCGCCGGCGUGGUUGAGCGAAAGCUCAGGGUCAGGUCAGGCCCAUUCGGGUUUUGGUGCAUACGCCCAUGCUGAACGAAACCCAGAUGGAGCCAUGCCGACCAUGGAGCAGCUGGAAGACGAUGAUGAGAACAUCAUUCCCCCCGACUUGGAUUAUGAUGGACCACGGGCUGAGGGCGACGUGACCUCUUUCACCAUUGAGCAGUUCCCUCAGCAGGAGGCAGACUUGCCGACGAGCUCGGAAGCGGCUAUCGCACACAUUCUGGCCUCGAACCCACGCGACAUCUUUGGCAUUUUGGGCCUGACCCCGAACAGCGACCCUGCUCUGGUGCGGCCACGCUAUCGCCGUCUCAGCCUCAUGAUUCACCCAGACAAAUGCGCUGUGUCGGGAGCGAGAGAGGCUUUUGCCCGCCUUUCCCAGGCUCACGCUGUAUUGACAACACCGGAUGCACUGAGGAUAUACAUGAAAGAAGUAACGUUUGUAUCGGCCGAGUCCCAGCGACGAGUCCGAAGAUUGCGACGCUUAGAGCAAGACUACGAAGAAUACGUUGAUACGGGAGCGACAAAACAGCCAUGCUGGAACCUUCACAUACAGCAAUACCUCACAAAACGCCUGAUGCGAUGCUGCACGAGCCUGCAGGGAGACGUAUGGAUUGAAAACGUCACCAAGGGCUGGUCGGUUGGUUGGUGUGGCUACUACAGUGAUGGUACCAAAGUCUACAACAUCACGGAUGCACUCCGCUGUGCGAAGGCCCACACCAACUUGCAAGCUGGCGCACACCGCGUCCAGAUGCACUUCAAGACGUUGCCCAAAAUGGUGGCACCAAUGACUUUUGACGAGUAUUGCGGCAUGGUGUUCAAGGCAGCAUGGCGCACGGUCUUAGCACAGCAGUACCCCGAUGGCCAAGCACCAAAUAUGGACGAGGACUUUUUGGCCUACUUGCGUCGGGAGCGUGACUUGAGCUCAGCCCGCCGUACCAAGGAAGCCAACGCCCCUGAAGGUGGCUCCAAAAAAGGAGUGCGUUCCCGACGCCCAAACAAUGCCGGGGCGCGUCGCGCUCGACAGCGGCGCUAA
Monosiga brevicollis MX1 is the source of this 1155-nucleotide messenger RNA. RefSeq lists its product as uncharacterized. Lineage: Eukaryota; Choanoflagellata; Craspedida; Salpingoecidae. The transcript has 4 exons. The record is from RefSeq and is a predicted model, not a curated record. The coding region runs from base 1 to 1155 and encodes 384 amino acids.